UUCUCCUCAUUUUCAUCCAUAAAAAAGCACACAAAAACCCUAGCGCCGAUCUCCUCCGAUUCACAAAAAUGCCGCCAAAGUUCGAUCCUUCUCAGGUCGUCGAAGUUUUCGUCCGAGUCACCGGAGGUGAAGUCGGAGCGGCGAGCUCACUCGCUCCAAAAAUCGGUCCACUAGGUCUUUCGCCAAAGAAAAUCGGUGAAGACAUUGCUAAGGAAACUGCGAAGGACUGGAAGGGUCUCAGAGUCACCGUCAAACUCACCGUUCAAAACCGUCAAGCUAAAGUAUCAGUUGUACCUUCUGCUGCCGCACUUGUGAUCAAGGCUUUGAAGGAACCGGAACGUGAUCGGAAGAAGACGAAGAAUAUCAAGCAUAAUGGAAAUAUCUCGCUUGAUGAUGUUAUCGAGAUUGCUAAAGUUAUGCAGCCUAGAUCUAUGGCUAAGGAUUUGAGUGGAACCGUGAAGGAAAUUUUAGGUACUUGCGUCUCCGUUGGUUGUACGGUUGAUGGAAAGGAUCCAAAGGAUUUGCAGCAAGAGAUUUCUGAUGGAGAUGUCGAAAUUCCUGAGAAUUGAAGUGGCGAAUAGUGUAUAAUGUGAUUCCGUUUUGCAGGUGGAGGUUAAAUUCUGAAUUUCUCUCCAUAUAGUACUUAAAUUUGAAUUUUUGUCGUUCUGUUUUUGAUAGGCAUGUUAUCAGAGUAUACUUUUGGUAUCAUAUCUGAUGGGAAUACUCUGUCAGGCAAGCAUUUGAAUCUAUAUUUAGCUUUUUUUUGUUAUUUUUUGGAAUGCUUGUAGUGUUUUCUCAAUUCUCUUUACGAUGAAUGGUAGUCGAAUGUGCUGAAUAGCCUUUGUUUUCA
Solanum dulcamara is the source of this 850-nucleotide messenger RNA. Its product is annotated as 60S ribosomal protein L12-like. Gene Ontology annotation, biological process: translation. Gene Ontology annotation, cellular component: ribosome; cytosolic large ribosomal subunit. NCBI's taxonomy places the organism in Eukaryota, Viridiplantae, Streptophyta, Magnoliopsida, Solanales, Solanaceae. Gene Ontology annotation, molecular function: structural constituent of ribosome; large ribosomal subunit rRNA binding. The transcript has a single exon. The record is from RefSeq and is a predicted model, not a curated record. Bases 69 to 569 code for a protein of 166 amino acids.